AUGGCCAAACACACGACACCCGACACUGGUCAGCUGCGGCUCCUGCUGCUGUCGCCGCAGGAAGGGGUGCGCGCCGCGCAGCCGCAGGCCCCGGACUAUCUGAUCACCGCACCCUUGGUCUUCUGCUCUGGAGUGGAGGAAGUCAUCAGCGUGACCGUCUUUAAUGCCCCAAGAGAAGUCACGGUCCAGGCUCAGCUGGUGGCUCGGGGUGAGGCAGUGGCAUGGAACCAGGGAGCCGUCCUGGAUAAAGGGACACUCAAACUCAAGGUGCCCACGGGCCUCCGGGGCCAGGCCCUCCUGAAGGUGUGGGGCCGUGGCCGGCGGGUGGAGGAGGGUCCCCUCUUCCACAACCAGACCUUGGUGACCGUGGACAGCCAGGGCGCCUCGGUGUUCAUCCAGACGGACAAGCCGGUGUAUCGGCCCCAGCACCAAGCGCUCAUCGGUGUCUUCGCAGUCACCCCGGGCCUGAGGCCUGUCAGCGAGAAGCUGGAAGCCUACAUCCUGGACUCCCAGGGCUCGCGGGUGAUGGAGUAGAGACACUUGCAGCCCUUCAGCUGUGGCAUCAUCAACGUGACCUUCCCCUUGUUGGACCAGCCGGUGCUGGGAGAGUGGUUCAUUUUUGUUGAAAUGCGAGGCCCCGUGUACAAUACAGCCUUUGAAGUUCAGAAGUAUGGUAAUGUCGCCACGUUUGAACUCCUCAUUCGCCUGCCCCGCUACACCCGCAACCUGGACGCCUGCGAGACCGGCACAGUGCAGGCCAGCUCCCAGGACUUCGACAUCUGCGUGAAGGACAUGAUCCUGGCCGAUGUCCCCAAGCACUUCCAGGGCACCGUCAGCAUCUGGGCCACAGUGACCAGCAUGGACGGGAGCCAGCAGGCGGGCUUCGACAACUCCACCCCCGUCCAGAGGCAGCUGGUGGGUGUCCGGUACUCUAAGGACACCAGGAAGCAGUUUAAGCUGGGUCUGUCCUAUGUGGGGAAGGUAGAGCUGUCCUACCUGGACGGCAGCCCGGCCGACGGGGUGACGGUCCAGAUCAGAGCAGAGCUGACGCCGAAGGAUAGCAUCUACACCACGGAAUCUGUGUCCCGGGGAGGGCUGGUGGGGUUUGAAAUCCCUUCCAUCCCCACGUCAGCCCAGCAUGUGUGGCUGGAGACCAAGGUGAUGGCAAUCAACAGGAAGCCUGUGGGAGCCCGGUACCUGCCCAGCUACCUCUGUCUCAGCAGCUGGUGCUCCCCAAGCCAGUGUUACCUGCAGCUGCAGCUGCAGCCGCCGUCCCGGCCCCUGCAGGUACGGUCGGGGGGGGAAGCCCAUUUUCCUGUGAAGUCCACGUGUCCCUGCAAUUUCACUCUGUACUACGAGGUGGCUGCAAGGGGCAACAUUGUGUUCUCAGGCCAGCAGCCUGCCCACAUCACCCAGCAGAGAAGCAAGCCGGCGAGCCUGGAGAAACCCAUUUGCUUAAUACACCUUUCCGAGACAGAGCCCCCUCCAGCUCCAGCAGCUGAGGUCAGUGUGUGCAUGACCUCUCUCCGGCUGGCAGUGACCCCCAGCACGGUCCGCCUUGGCCACCUGCUGGUCUUCUAUGUCAGGGAGAAUGGAGAAGGGGUCGCCGACAGCCUCCAGUUCGCUGUUGAGACCAUCUUUGAAAACCAGGUUUCACUGACAUAUUCAGCGAAUGAGACCCGACCCGGGGAGCUUGUUGACCUGCGGGUGAGGGCUGCGAGGGACAGCAGCGUGUGUGUGGCCGUGGCUGAUAAGAGCGUCUACCUGCUCGGCUCUGAGUUUCGGCUGACUCCUGCCCAGAUUUUCCAGGAAUUGGAAAAUUACGAUGUUUCUGACACCUUUGGGGUGUCCAGAGAGGAUGGACCCUUCUGGUGGGCCGGGCUGACGGCCCGACGACGCCAGCGCUCCUCCAUCUUCGCGUGGCCCUGGGGCGUCACCAAGGACUCCGGGUUCCCCUUCACUGAGACGGGACUGGUGGUGAUGACAGACCUGGUGAGCCUGAACCACCGACGGGACAGCAGCCUGUACACUGAUGAUGCUGUCCCUGCCUUCCAGCCCCACACGGGGAGCCUGAUGGCAGCAGCGUCCUCCAGACGGCCUCCCAGGUAACUGCUGCUGCCUCGAGCAGGGUUUCCUGAGAGCUGGUCAUGGCCCACGGGUUGUCUGUCUCUCCGCAGUGACCCGUCCGGUGAGGAGACACUCAGCAUGCAGGUCCCCAACUCCAUCACCAGCUGGGUGGGUGAGGCUGUGGGUCUGUCUGCUGCACGGGGCCUGGGUGUCGCCGAGCCUGCCCUGCUGAAGACCUUCAAGCCCUUCUUCGUAGACUUCACACUGCCCUCCCACGUGGUCCGCGGGGAGCAGGCCCAGAUCCCGCUCAGCGUCUACAGCUACAUGGGCACCUGCGCAGAGGUGUACGUGAAGAUCUCGGUUCCUAAGGGCAUCCAAUUUAUUGGACAUCCUGGCAGACGUCAUCUGACCAAGAAGACAUGCAUGGUCCCUGGGGAGGCCGAGUCUACCUGGGUGGUUCUGUCCUUCAGCGACCUGGGGAUCAGCAACAUCACAGGUGAGGCCCUGGCUUAUGGAGGAACGAGCUGCUGCCGGGAUGGGAGGCCUGUCAGACACCUGGAGGAGAAUCACGCCGACAGGAGUGUCCCCGUCAGGAGGAAUCACAUCAGCCGCAGCGUGAUGGCUGAGGCGGACGGGAGCCCCCGUGCGUACACCUACAGCGCUUUCUUCUGUCCCAAUGAGAGAGUCCACAUCUCCACACCCAACAAAUACGAGUUCCAGUAUGUGCAGCAGCCCCUGCACCUCACCUGUUUUGACGUGGCCGUGCGAGCCCACAAUGACGCCUGCGUGGCCUUGUCCCCUGGGCCUCAGGACACCGCGGGCAUGAUUGAGAUCGUCCUGGGGGGGCACCAGAACACCAGAUCCUGGAUCUCCACCAGCAAGAUGGGUGAGCCCGUGGCCAGCACACACACGGCUAAGAUCCUCUCCUGGGAUGAAUUCAGAGCAUUCUGGGUCAGCUGGCAUGGUGGGCUCAGCCAGGUUGGCCACGGUCCAGAGCCAUCCAAUGAGUCUGUCAUCAUGGCCUGGACCCUCCCCAGGUCACCAGAGGUCCAGUUCCUCGGUUUCUUCACUGGCUGGGGCUCCAUGGGCGAGUUCCGCAUCUGGAGGAAGGUGGAGGCAGAUGAGAGCUACAGCGAGGCCUUCACCCUAGGGGUCCCACACAGCACCAUCCCUGGCUCUGAGCAGAUGGCUGCCUCCAUCAUAGGAGACAUCAUGGGACCAACCCUGAACCACCUCAACAGCCUCCUGUGGCUGCCCUUUGGCUGCGGAGAGCAAAACGUGAUCCACUUUGCACCCAACGUCUUUGUCCUGAAGUAUCUUCAGAAAACCCAGCAGCUCAGCCCCGAGGUGGAGAAGGAGACCACUGAUUACCUGGUACUAGGCUACCAGCGACAGCUGACCUACAGGCACCAGGAUGGCUCCUACAGCGCUUUCGGGGAGCGGGAUGCAUCAGGGAGCAUGUGGCUCACGGCCCUUGUCCUGAAGUCCUUUGCCCAGGCCUGCAGCUUCAUCUUCAUCGACGAGCGGGAGCUGGCGGCCGCCAAGGGCUGGAUGGUCCAGCAGCAGCAGGCGAACGGCCCCCUCCCGGCCGUGGGCAGGGUCCUGAACAAGGACAUCCAGGUGAGCGGUGGGGUCCACGGCACCAUCCCGCUGACCGCCUACGUGGUGGCCGCAUUCCUGGAGACGGGCACUGCCUCGGAGGAGGAGAGGGGCGCCAUCGCCAGGGCGAGGCACUUCCUGGAGUCUGGCGCGGCCCUGGUGGUGGACCCCUACAGCAGUGCCCUGACCGCCUACGUGCUGACCCCGCUCCACAGCCCCGCAGCCCCUGCAGCCCUGCAGAGGCUCCGUAGCCUGGCCAUCACCCGGGAUGGAGUCACCCACUGGAGCCUGACGGGUUCCCGGGAUGUGGACGAGGACGUGUUCCUGAGCUUCAGUGACGGGGUCUCUCAGUCAGUGGUCUCGGCUAAGGUGGAAAUGACAGCCUACGCCUUGCUGACCUACACCUUGUUGGCAGAGAUGGCCACUGCCCUGCCGGUGGUGAAGUGGCUAUCCUAGCAGCGGAAUGCGCUUGGGGGCUUCCCCUCCACUCAGGACACCUGUGUGGCUCUGCAGGCCUUGCCAGAGUAUGCCAUCUUGUCCUACGCUGGUGGCAUCAACCUCACUGUCUCCCUGGCCUCCACCAACCUGGACUACCAGGAGACCCUCGAGCUGCACAGGGCCAACCAGAAGGUCCUGCAGACAGCAGCGAUCCCCAGCCUCCCCACGGGGCUGUUCGUGAGUGUCAGGGGUGAAGGCUGCUGCCUGAUGCAGAUUGACGUCACCUACAACGUGCGGGACCCAGUGGCCAAGCCGGCCUUCCAGCUCCUCGUGAGCCUCCAGGAGCCAGAGGCCGAGCUGCACCAGCCCCCCAGGCCUGCCUCCUCCGCAGAUGAUGACGACCCGGAGGCUGACCAGCAUCAUCAGGAGUACCAGGUGACCCUGGAGGUGUGCACCAGGUGGCUGCACGCAGGGUCCUCCAACAUGGCUGUCCUGGAGGUGCCCCUGCUCUCGGGCUUCCGGGCGGAUGGCGAGAGCCUGGAGCAGCUGCUCCUUGACAAACACAUGGCACUGAAGAGGUACAAGGUGGCCGGACGCAAAGUGCUCCUCUACUUUGAUGAGAUCCCCGGUCGGUGCCUGAUAUGCGUGCGGUUCCGGGCGCUCCGCGAGCACGUCGUGGGCAGGACGUCCGCGCUGCCGGUCUCCGUGUACGACUACUACGAGCGUGCCUUCGAGGCCACGCGCUUCUACAGCGUCAGCGCGCUCAGCCCGCUCGCCCGAGAGCUGUGCGCGGGGCCCGCGUGGAACGAGGUGGCGCGCGCCCCGGCCCAGGGCCCCGGCUGGUCCCCCGGCGAGCGGGGUCCCGCAGCCCUCCCGGAGGAGGCCAGGAUCCCGCACUGCGGCUGCGCCCGUGACUGUGACACCUGCGGGGAUCCGGUGUGCGGCUCCGACGGCGUAGUCUACGCCAGCACCUGCCACCUGCAGGAGGCCGCCUGCCGCCGAUGCGCACGGUUAGAGCCCGCGGCCCCCCAGCCGCUGCGCGCCUGGUGA
Messenger RNA from Ceratotherium simum simum (southern white rhinoceros), 5154 nucleotides. Lineage: Eukaryota; Metazoa; Chordata; Mammalia; Perissodactyla; Rhinocerotidae. The record is from RefSeq and is a predicted model, not a curated record.